Phragmites australis (common reed) is the source of this 2495-nucleotide messenger RNA. Its product is annotated as UDP-glucuronate 4-epimerase 6-like. NCBI's taxonomy places the organism in Eukaryota, Viridiplantae, Streptophyta, Magnoliopsida, Poales, Poaceae. The coding region runs from base 427 to 1890 and encodes 487 amino acids. The transcript has a single exon. The record is from RefSeq and is a predicted model, not a curated record.
UUGAUAUACAUGCCCAUAGCAAGUCCACACCAUAAUUCCACUGCCAUGGCUGGAGCUGGACCACUAUAAGCAAGCCAAGCAUUGCUGCUGCGAUCCUACCAAAACAUUUCUACUUUCAGCUCCUCUUUGUUUACCAAAGCGAAGCAGUGAAAAAUCUGCAAAUUAGGCAGGGAGGUGAGGACCCCAAAUCCAUGCCAAAUCAGGUCGAGUCACCCGUAGUGGCGUCCAACCGAAACCAAAAACCUCCCCUUCUCGUCAUUUAUUUCACUCUCUUUAUAAUCCCCCUCUUACUCGCUCACUCCCUCCUCAGCUAGCUCGCUUGCUUCGAGCCUAGCUGUCCAGCUUAGCUACCGGUCCCGCCUCUACCUCGACGUCCAGGUCCAACGCAGCGCACGGCAGCGCGGGGGGCAAGGAAAGGAAAGGACAAUGCCGUCGUCGGGGAUCGGCGCGGUGGACGCGGCGGCGAAGGGGAUGAAGCUGGAGCGGUACGCGAGCGGGGGCGCGCUGCUGCUGCGGCGCGCGGCGAGCGGCAAGAUCGUGGCGGCGUCUUCGCACCUGCUCUUCCGCGCCACCGUGCUCGCCACGCUCGCUCUCGUCUUCCUCUUCACGCUGCACUACCCGUCGCUCCUGUCGCGCUCCUUCCACCUUUCCGCGGGCGCCGCCGAUGGCGGCUCGGGGGGCGCGCACUCCGCGGCCUCGCACCGCAGCCUGCUCGUGUCCUCGGCGUCGGCGUCCUAUGGAGGCCCCGCGUGGGAGAAGGAGAUGCGGCGGAGCGCCAGGCCGAGCCGGGACGGGGGCAUCUCCGUGCUGGUCACGGGUGCGGCCGGGUUCGUCGGCAUGCACUGCUCGCUCGCGCUCAAGGCACGCGGGGACGGCGUUCUCGGGCUCGAUAACUUCAACUCCUACUACGACCCAUCCCUGAAGCGCGCGCGACAGAAGCUCCUAGCCAGCCGCGGCGUUGCCGUGCUCGACGCCGACAUCAACGACGGCCUGCUGCUCGAGAAGCUGUUCGACGUGGCGGCGUUCACGCACGUGCUGCACCUUGCGGCGCAGGCGGGCGUGCGGUACGCGAUGGAGGCGCCGCAGACGUACGUGGCCUCCAACGUGGCCGGGCUCGUCAGCGUGCUCGAGGUGGCGGCCAAGCACGCUGACCCGCAGCCGGCGAUCGUCUGGGCGUCGUCGUCGUCGGUGUACGGGCUCAACACUGACGCGCCCUUCUCCGAGGAGCACCGCACCGACCGACCGGCGUCGCUGUACGCGGCCACCAAGAAGGCCGGCGAGGCCAUCGCGCACGCCUACAACCAUAUCUACGGGCUCUCCAUCACUGGCCUUCGAUUCUUUACCGUCUACGGGCCCUGGGGCCGCCCCGACAUGGCCUACUUCUUCUUCGCCCGCAGCAUCGUCGCCGGCGAGCCCAUCACGCUCUUCCGCGCCGCCGACGGCGCCGACGCGCGCCGCGACUUCACCUACAUCGACGACGUCGUCAAGGGCUGCCUCGGCGCGCUCGACACCACCGGCAAGAGCACGGGCUCCAAGUCCGGCAAGAAGAGCGGGCCCGCGCCGCUCCGCGUUUACAACCUCGGCAACACCUCCCCCGUGCCCGUCACGCGGAUGGUCGCCAUCCUCGAGAAGCUGCUCGGCAAGAAGGCCAACAAGCGCGUCGUCACCAUGCCCAGCAACGGCGACGUGCCCUUCACCCACGCCAACGUCAGCCACGCCGCGCACGACUUCGGCUACCGCCCCACCACCUCGCUCGAGGCCGGCCUCCGGCACUUCGUCGACUGGUUCGUGAACUACUACAAACUCGACACCAAGAUCGCCAAGGGCGCCCGCGGCGCCGACAAGCCCGCGAAGAAGAAGAAGGCCGCGGCCAUGUCGGCGUCGUCGUGAUCGAUCAAGCACAGCACAGCACACAGAGCACCACCACAACACCAAGUCACCAAGUGUGUAUUCUCUAGCUAGUUCUUGGCUUUUGUCUGUAACCUUGUAAGUGCCUAUUGUUUAAGCCCUUGCUACUUGCUUCUUCUUCUUCUAAUCCUCCUUAUGCUGAUAGUGAUUAGUAGGAAGGGAAGGGAAUAAUGAUGCAAAUAACUGUUGCAUACUGGUACAUAAAGGUUGGGGGUAUAGGUGAUGAUAAGAUCAAACAGAGGAGCCAGGACAGAUGAAAGAUGAAGUCACUGGCUCCCACUCAAUCAAAUUGUUCUCUUGCAUUACGUCACUUGUUUUGUUCUUGUUCAUCUGGUGAUCAGAACCAUGCAGUCAAGAUUCUAUGGUGGAAUUGGAGUAUGCAAAAGCAACACCCACACCACAAACCCUCAAAACUUGCAGUUCUACUUGUAUACUGUUUUCUGAAUUCUGAAUCACAAUCCUAUCCAAAACAAACCUGUACAAAUUCAGGCCCUGCUGCUACAUUUUGGUCUGGUUCUUCAGGCUAUAAGGUGUGUUUGGUUCCAGGACAAGAUUUUGUAAAGCUGUAUUAUAUAAGUAAUCUGAAU